Penicillium samsonianum is the source of this 1064-nucleotide messenger RNA. RefSeq names its product histone H1/H5 family protein. Gene Ontology annotation, cellular component: nucleosome; nucleus. The transcript has 7 exons. Gene Ontology annotation, molecular function: double-stranded DNA binding; nucleosomal DNA binding; structural constituent of chromatin. Lineage: Eukaryota; Fungi; Ascomycota; Eurotiomycetes; Eurotiales; Aspergillaceae. Gene Ontology annotation, biological process: negative regulation of DNA recombination; chromosome condensation; nucleosome assembly. The record is from RefSeq and is a predicted model, not a curated record. The coding region runs from base 123 to 725 and encodes 200 amino acids.
CUUUUUUUCUUCCUCUUCUGCUUUCACUCUCACCACCUCUUUUUUUUCCUAAAGUCUUAUCAUAUUUUGAUAACUUGACCUUUUCAUCUUCUCCUUUUCUCAUAUUAUCUCAAUCAUCAAUCAUGCCUCCCAAGAAGGUUACCAGCGCGUCCAAGAAGGCGGCGCCUGCUCCUCACACUUCCUACCGUGAUAUGAUCAAGGAUGCCAUUGUUAGCCUGAAAGAACGCAAUGGUAGCAGUCGCCAGGCUAUCAAGAAGUACGUUCAGUCUAACAACAAGAUCAACGUCACUUCCCAGAGCGUCUUCGACUCUCAGUUCAACAAGGCUAUCAAGGCCGGUGUUGAGAAGAAUGAGUUCACUCAGCCCAAGGGCCCAUCUGGUCCCUUGAAGCUUGCGAAGAAGGAUGCCCCUGUCAAGGCCGCUCCUAAGCCUGCCGCGAAGCCUGUCACCAAGGCCCCUGCUAAGACUACCAAGACUGCUCCCAAGGCUGCCGCCAAGGCUGCUCCCAAGAAGGCUGCCGCUCCCAAGAAGGCUGCGGUCAAGAAGACCACCACCAAGCCCAAGGCUAACUCUGGCAAGGCCCGCAAGAAUCCCGCCGCCGCCCCUGCUGUCGUUGAGCAGCCCAAGAUUCUUGGAAAGACCAAGUCUGGCCGUAUCACCAAGACCACUGCCCCGCAGCCAACAACUACCCGGGCAGCUCCCAAGAAGCGGACCACCAAGAAAUAGAGGAUUUGAUAUCCUCUUGUUUUUUUCCACUAGGUUGAGCUCUCCCUAUAUUUUCACGUGCGCAUUUCCAGGGAGAGUACCUGGUACUGAUUCCUUUCUUCUCUUGUAAUUUCUUUCUUUGGACUCAUUGAUCUCAGUGGCUCCGAUGGUUUCCUUGGCUUUUUGUUUUUCUUUUGUGUUUUUGGGUGUCUUUGUUAUGAUGGCUUUGCUUCUUUCCGAAGUCCUAUGGAUGGCGUCCUGCGGUGGGUUUUGCAAUGGGGAAAUGCAAUCUUCUUAUUACCUUGCUAUUGUGAUUAAUUCCAUUGUCACUGUGGAAUUCAAAUUGGGUUUGGUCGAAUA